Molecule: messenger RNA, 1008 nt
Organism: Knipowitschia caucasica
Lineage: Eukaryota; Metazoa; Chordata; Actinopteri; Gobiiformes; Gobiidae
Source: the annotation of a GenBank genome assembly
AUGAACAAAGUGAAGAACUUCAAGAGGCGCUUCUCCCUCUCAGUCCCACGAACCGAGACGAUAGAAGAGAACGAGUUUACGGAGCAGAUCAACCAACUCAACAUUGGCCACACUCAGGGCCUGACACCGGAGCGUCUGGGUUCAGCCUCGUACGAUGCCAGUCCGGUGAGUCCAGAGCCCACCACGCCCAGCGCCCACUCCCCCUCCCAGCUGCAGUACCACAGCAAGGUCCAGCAGAGGCGCUUCUCCAUGGAGGACGUGAGUAAACGCAUGUCUCUGCCCAUGGACAUCCGUCUUCCUCCAGAGUUCCUGAAGAAGCUGCAGCUGGAGAGUGAGACGUCGCCUUCAGAGAGCAAACCACUCAGCCGCAUGUCCCGCCGGGCCUCGCUGUCUGACAUCGGCUUCGGGAAACAGGAGACGUACGUCAAACUGGGGAAACUGGGAGAGGGCACGUACGCCACCGUCUUCAAAGGCCGCAGUAAACUGACGGAGAACGUUGUGGCGCUGAAGGAGAUCCGUCUGGAGCACGAGGAGGGGGCGCCCUGCACGGCCAUCAGAGAAGUGUCUCUGCUGAAGAACCUGAAACACGCAAACAUCGUGACUCUACACGACAUCAUCCACACAGAGCGCUGCCUCACGCUGGUGUUCGAGUAUCUGGACAGUGAUCUGAAACAGUAUCUGGACAACUGUGGGAACCUCAUGAGCAUGCACAACGUGAAGAUCUUCAUGUUCCAGCUUCUUCGAGGGCUGUCUUACUGCCACAAGAGGAAGAUCCUGCACCGAGACCUGAAGCCCCAGAACCUGCUCAUCAACGACAAGGGAGAGCUCAAACUGGCAGACUUUGAUAAGCCGUCAUUAAUCGUGGGUUUCUCUCUCUCUGUCCGUCCUUCUCAUGUUGUUAACGACGCCCAGAGAGAAAAGAAUCUCAUGGACGUCACCGGACGAGUUGAAUCCUCAUCGUCUGUCUCCGACGUCUCUGAGUGCGGUUUACGGCUGGGCUGUGUCUGA